AAUUCUCCACAUAAUAGAAACACGAUCAUACUACAGUAUUUUCUUUAUAACCAUUUCUUCGUGUGACAUCGAGAAAUAUUUAUAUAUUAUAACUGUAUUAACCUAACAAUAUGAUAUUCCAUUUGCAGAGGUGAAUAUGUCGAAGCAACGAUAAAUUAUCGUGUGGAAAGUGUGUAAGACAUGGGGUCUGCGGCAAGUUCAAGGAAGAGUCGGCCAGCCGAUAAAUUUGAAAAAGUUGAACCAGUCCCAGAUUCUGCAGGAGCAGCUACAGAAAGCAACAACAAAACAGAUGGGUCUCCUGGAAAACCACAAUCGGCUGAUUCAACCAAUCCUGCAGAAAGUGAAACUGUUCAAACUGCCGUAGGUACACUUGGAGGAAUUUCCGAUGGCUCUUCGAGACCUAUGGAUGACAUAUCAGAUGCUCUGCUUGUUGAUUUUGCAGAUGUAAAGUUGAAACGACAGGACCACAAGAUACGCGACAAGAUCGAACAGUGUCUCAUUCCUGUUAAAGAGAGUAUCCGAUACAUUCGGGAGUGCAACGAAUUUAACUGUACCUUAUGCAACAAACAUAUGAGGGAUAUCAACUUAUUUUCUCGUGACUCUAACAAUAGCCUCACAGCAACGGCAAACGCAAUCGGCGUUGACACAGACCAUUGCAAAAUGUUUACCUAUACCUGGACAAAGGGAACAAAGAUACAGGAGAUUGAAAAUGCGCAACCGAGUGAAGAACUUCCAUCCGAAAUCAAAGAGAUUUUUACCUUUUACAUGGACCUCCUAGGCUCGACCUGGAAUUUCACCGACAAGUCUGACUUCUUCUGCUUGCAACUUGAGGAAGAUGGAUGUCUCUCCGUCAUUGUCGACUGGCUUUUACACCUAGGUGAGAAGGGGUGUGCGAUGAACAAGUGGGUUGAAGAUAUGGUCUUCGACGCAAUGAACAUUUUGGAAAACGCAUGUAGGAGACUACCCGCAUUGGCACCUAGGCAUCACCGCGCGGUUCCUGGUAUUCAGAAGGUUUGCGAAUCAACGGACAGUCUGACGCAGACAGUUGCGUUUAUGACUUUAGCAAGGCUAGUGAAGAAAGAAGAAGCAGACAAGCUGUCCACGAAUUAUGAAUGCAUCGUAUCGCUACUGUCUCUCUUGGAGAAGUGCCUGUCGGAUCCAAAACACAAGACGAAGGUCACACGGCGGACCUCGAAGAAGCGUUCUUCAACUGUGAUAAGUCUGAAGGCAGUCGAGCUCCUCCAGUCUGUAGAGGAACUGGCUAUUAACGACAACAACAAGCAGCUCAUUGUAGCCAAAGGGGGAAUUCCAAUUCUUGGGAAACUACUCGAACCAAAGUGUUCGAAGGAGGAGAAGACAUCUGCAGCCAACACAAUCUGGAGACUUGCAUUUCUGAAGGAAAAUAAAGAGAAACUCCGCAAAGAACAAUCUAUUAUUUACAAUGUGACUGAGAAUUCCCAAAGUGAGCACGAAAAUCUCCGUACAGCCUGCAUGGGAGCUCUCUUCGAAAUUUACGAAUCCAGACUUCCCGAAAGCCUAAAGAACAGGAAAACAGCUGACGAGUCACCGCAGAUGGCGCCAGUGGACACUGCAAAAUCAACUGGACACAUCAUGCUCAGCUACAAAUGGGAACACCCGUCCAAACCUGUGAUGAGAGAGUUCAAGAAGGAGCUUCGAAAUAGAGGGUACACCGUAUGGAUGGAUGAGGACCAUAUGAUGGGUGAUAAAAUCGGUGCCAUGUCCGAAGCGGUUGAGAAUGCGGACAUGGUGAUAGCCUGCAUUACACGUGGCUACCAAGACAGCCAAGACUGCAGAACAGAAGCGUCCUACGCAUAUGAAUGCAAGAAAAAGAUCAUUCCGGUGAAAGUGGCGGACGACUUCAAAGCUUCUGGCUGGCUAGGGGGUAUUACUGCAGGGAAGAUAUACUACAUCGUGCAAAAACCCGAGCUCGUCUCAAAGAUACUACCUAGCAUUAUAGAAAAGGAGUUCACAGCGCAGAGAGAUAUCGUUCAGAAUACAAUAGCUGUUACGCCAGGUCUUCCACCGCCAGACCAGGAACUGAAGCCGCCUCAAUUAGUUUCUCAAGUACCCGGAUGGGACGCUAAGAGGGUCCAGGAUUGGCUAGCAGAAAACAACGUCACGACACGAAACAAGGCACUGAAAGCGUUCAAUGGAGUCCAGUUGCUACAGCUUAAGAAACAACUGUCUACAGCGCCCCCAACUUUCUAUCAGUGUAUGAAAGAUGAUCUUAAGGUUCCAUACCCCGAUGUCCUUUCGCUUGCAGCUGCACUGGAGAAUCUUGAUUAGUCACGUGGUAUUUGCCGUGAAGGGUCACCUGAUAAGAGCAUGGCGAAUCGCGUCUUAUUUUAGUAAUAACCUGGCGAGCCCAAACAGACAUGGAAAUACUGUUAUAAUAGGUUUUAUUUUGUCAGACUACGCCUCACGAAUAUUCAUAGACACGAAAUGUAAAGAUAUAGACUAUCGAAGCGAUGACGUCAGCUACCAUGGUGUCAUGGCGACCAGGUUCUAAACAAAUGAAUUCCCCCGAAUGAAAGCGUGUGUUUCUCAUUGGAGAAAAGGGCUGCUAUCAGAAUUUGAUCACUUGCAACCUAUUUUUCAGACGAGCCAAAGUGUACAGACGACCGUCAGCUGCGACUCUGUUUAGAACCAGCCCGCCAUGACACCAUGGCAACUGACGUGACACUUCCGUUUUCUAUAGCGUAAUUUCCGACGCAGCGAUUGGUGUGGUGCGAUCACUGCAGUCAAACCAUUGACGAAGGUUACAGUCUCGCCUUGAACGAUUUUUGUUCAAACACAUAAAUUGAGGCAAGACUCUGAAAAAGUAUAAAGUGCACGAUUUGAGGUCUUAUUCAAAGCCUUAAAAAAUAGAGUUUCGGCUUCCCUAUGUUACGGGAAAGAAGGCGCUGGCGGAUCCAAGAGGGCGGAGGGGAGCGCAUGUGACCUGGUGAAUAUGGGGUACACGCAGACACCAUUAUGAAUGGCAAUAUACCCUUCCAUUUCAUAAUGGCAUCACAAUCUCAUGGCGGCAUCCCUUUGGCGAUAAAGGAAUACGCGUAAACGGAAUUGGGUAAAGAUGGGGCUUUAUCAAGACC
Messenger RNA from Lytechinus pictus (painted urchin), 3113 nucleotides. RefSeq lists its product as uncharacterized. The transcript is spliced from 6 exons. The coding region runs from base 181 to 2307 and encodes 708 amino acids. Gene Ontology annotation, biological process: signal transduction. NCBI's taxonomy places the organism in Eukaryota, Metazoa, Echinodermata, Echinoidea, Temnopleuroida, Toxopneustidae. Gene Ontology annotation, molecular function: phosphatase activity. The record is from RefSeq and is a predicted model, not a curated record.